This is a messenger RNA of Aphanomyces astaci, 1225 nucleotides long. RefSeq lists its product as hypothetical. The coding region runs from base 21 to 1142 and encodes 373 amino acids. The record is from RefSeq and is a predicted model, not a curated record. NCBI's taxonomy places the organism in Eukaryota, Oomycota, Saprolegniomycetes, Saprolegniales, Verrucalvaceae. The transcript has 3 exons.
CAAGAAAGGGCGGCGGCAACAUGACGGCGGCCCACUGCUUGCCGGUGCCGCCUUCUCCGUCCGUAGACACGCCAAUUCUACCCACGUCUCCAUGCAACUCUUCCGAAAAGAGAAGUGUGGAUGCUGUGUCGUCCCGGGAUGCGAAGAAGCCCCGCUUGACCAAGAAGUGCGUGACUUUUGUCGAUGCACAGGUCGUGUGGUUCCAUAAAGAGCUGCCGCCGAUAACGCGUUUUGGGGGCUUGAAUAGACCGACAAGUCCCACACACAGCGAAAUGGAGCGAAAGAGCCGCGAGUUGGUCGACGAUGGCACCAUCUCGCUCACUCAAGUGCAUGCAUCGGAGCUGCGCGACAUGAUCCAACAUGUAAUGUGGGGCCUGGAUCUUCCAUGCAAAUGCGAUGACAUCGACACCCUUCGCAAACAAUUCAACUUCGCGAACGACCUCCAUCUAGAAACCAUGAUGGAAUUUGGUGACUUCGUCCCGGAUACACUUGCGCCUUCUUCGUCAAGAAGGUUGUUGUUGGCAUGCAAGGACAUGGUCGGCUUCCGAGGUAUGGGGUACACAUUCGGCCAUCGAUUCCUCACGAUCGACGAGUUCAUUGCAACAAUGGACGACAUUGAGCUUGUACGCGUGUUGCAACAUCAUCAAGUGCCUGUGCCUCCGUUUGUGAUCCCCAAGCAAGACGGCCGGCACUUUCCCACGUCGGUCUUGGUGUCGCGCCAUUACAUGUGUGGCGGGCGAACGUUGGAUCAACUCAACAUGGUCGAGUUGCGCCUCGAGUGCUCGAUUCGCAACGUGUUGGGAGCUGUCAUGUCUAAAAAGUACAAAAAGAAAGCACAACUCGUGCGAUUGCUCAAGCCGCUUUUUGAAGCAGAACACAUCACCAGGUGCGCAGAGAUGCAACAACGGGCGCAAAUGGAGCUUCUUGUCGCCAAUAUUUUACAACAAGCGGCUACGUCCAAAAUGCUGCUCAGUUUGGCCAAAGUACUCCGUCGGCGGAUCCACUCGCAUCUGUUGAAUUGGGCUGACGAGAAUGACGGGAAUAUGGAGGCAGCCCCGUCCAUGGAAAUACUCACCGAGUGGUUUGCAAAGCUGUUGCAGGGCGAUCCCAACACAAGAUGUCCUUGCAGCAACUCCCAAUGAUUGAGAAGUGUAAUGCAUGGCAGUUAGUGUGGCGCACACCAAAGGGUGUGAAGAUUCAAUAUAAGAUGAUUACGUGUUCCGAG